Molecule: messenger RNA, 3144 nt
Organism: Trichoderma asperellum CBS 433.97
Lineage: Eukaryota; Fungi; Ascomycota; Sordariomycetes; Hypocreales; Hypocreaceae
Source: RefSeq, a predicted model, not a curated record
AUGGAAAACAAGAAGCUUGACGACCCUGGUGUCGCCGCCGCCUUAGCCCUACGGCCUCUAGUCCGUAGCCCAACCGCCGGUCGUUUGGGUCCACGGCGGACGUCGACAAUUGCUUCCAGCAGCAGCUCUUCGGCAUCCUCAGUGACUUCGUCUGUCGACGACGAGAUGCCGACUUCGUGUGUCUCACGCAGUACUUCGAGCGACGAGUGUGCCUUGCACAGAUUCAUUGUAUGGGCGGCCGUCAAGCGCAAUGCCUGUCAAAAGAUGACCCCAGAGGAGCGGCGGGAGUGCCCGUUGCUUCGUUGCCGGAAGAGAUUCCCCAACCAUGAGCUCAUGCUCCAACACCUGUAUUUGUGCGAUCACCUCGCCGGGGGGGAGUACUGGUGCUACGACUGCGAAAAGCCCGAGCAGCUCAGCGACGUCAAGUGCAGGCGCUGUCUGGGGCACCCGUCCAAGAGGAGGAAGAUCGUGACCAUGGCAAAGAGCUUCUUCAGUUCGUUGGGCCACAAACCAAAGUCUCAGGGCCUUGCUCUGGCCGCCUCCAUGGGAAUAGGCCCAGUUGCCAGCGGCGGCAGUGGGGGCGAGGACGAGCAAGAGCCUCCGAGCUACGAGUCCGUCUUCACGCCCACAGCGCCUACGCCUCUCCCUCCGCAGGCCGAGCUGUUCUCGACCGAGAUACAUGAGAUCGGUUCGAGCGAGGUGCUGCUCCCCACUAUCCCGGAGUGUGAGACCGAGACAGAGGCUAUACCCGCCCCUGGGAUGGUCCCCUGUCUCCCCCCAUCCACAUUCCCCAUCUCACCACCAGGCUCCCACCCGGUAGCCGUACCGCUGCCAUCGACUAUGGAAUCAGAUUUCAUAAAUUGGAGGCCGUCACCACCAUCUCCCCCAACUGUGGCACCACAAAGCCUGAUGAAGCCCAUUCACGGAAGGUUGGUUGAUCGUCCAACACUGCAGGUCAACACGCACCUAGACCAGUUUCGAGGCCAAGCAAGCCGUCGAAGCAAGGUGCUGGCGCCGAGCUCCUCUGUCCGGUCGACCGCCAGCACAGACAGCACCGAUAGCACUGAUAGCACCGCCAGCUAUAAUAUCUCGCCCAUGUCGGGCUGGUCCGGUGGAUGGACAAAGACGUCAGGCCUCGAGUCAACCUUGACGUCACCUGACGACCUCAUUAGCCCUCAGAGCCUCCUGCCCUCGGGCCCUUUUGCAACUACUAAUACCAUCUCGACAAGACCUAUUCCUUUCAGCAACUCAGAGUUUGAAAACAUGGUUGCCAACUCUUGUCCAUCUGAGCUUCCUGCUGACAUCCCCAUGUUUGAUGACAUUCCCACCGCCAUGGAUCCUCAAAAGACUCAAGCUCACAUGAGCCUGGACCAGUCUGCCUUUUCAUUCAAUGCCGAUAUACCAUUCCAAAUGCCCAUUGGCCCUCCGUUACCCUCAACUACCAACAUCAACCUUGCCCUAACACCACAACUACCACCACCACCGCCGCGGCAGACCUCGGAACCAGCUCUACUACAUGAUGUCGCCUCUUCUAGCCUCAACACUGUUACACAGUCUCUAGCCAGAUCCGUUCAAGACGCACUACGGAUGCACAUUGCCGACUCUAGGAACAAACUCGAGUCCAUCAACCAGAAUGCUCUCAUGAAGAGGCUGUGCCAGAUGUCUCUCUCCUCUGUCGCAGUGGCUGGUUUGGAAACCAUGGCGGACAUCUUAGAAGGCCGCCAAAAUGCAUCACCUCUAGACCUCUUAUGCUUCAUCCACGUCGUCUUCUCUCUGUCUCUGGUGAUCCAUGAACACGAUGCCUCGAAACGUGCUGCUACUCUCUUCAAGCAGGCACUAUUGUAUAGCAGCUGGUUCUCUGAACCUGACAGGACAUCGUUCAUUGAAGUCGUCAUCACCCUUUGGGAGCACUGUGAAGUGGACAACGACGAGAUUAUCCAACUAUUGCAAUCAAGCCCACCGAUCUCAGACUCAAAGGGCAAACAGCCAGAACGUUCUCUACAUGGAUUGAGAUCUGAUCCACUAGUACUACUUGCGGCAUACUUUUUGGAUGAACUCGAGUACGAAACGCUACAUGAACACAGCUAUAGAGGACAACCCUCUGCACUUGCCGACCAACACUACAAGGACAGCCUUGCAGCGGGUGCCAAUUCGCCGUUUGCCAUUACCACUAGAUUCAUAAUUGAAAACAUAUUUUCUCACCAGUACUCUCACUUUCCAGGAUCCGAGCUGGGCAUGAAACAACUUAUUGGCCAGGUCAACUCUGGUGGAGUGGGAACCGUGCGGCGGCUGGAGCUGGAGCUGAUGCAAGCUGGGAAGACUUAUCUCCCCUCCGAUGUGUUCUUCGACGAGUUUAUCGCGGUUGUUCGAGAGAAUACAGAUCAGCUAUACGCACAAAGGCCUUUUUCCAACUCCCGGUCAACAUAUCAUCGAUGCGGCGUCCAAGUCAUGAAAUCGCUAAUUAGUGAGCCUGGUAGAAGCUCGGCGGUCGUGCCUGUUAGGACCGGGGUAGAAUCAUCGGGCCUUUCCACUGAAACACUCGAUGCCAUCAUGGGAGUUAACUUUGACGGCUUUGAUUUUGAGUCAAUGGUGAACCUCAAUCCAGACGCCGAUGGUGAUAUGCCCGAGUCGGCGUCUGCUGUCGGGGCCCCACUCAUGGGCGCAGCGGAGUGGACGUCAGGGCCAACAACGGUCGAGUCAGUAGCGUUUGCAGCCACACCUGCAGCGCCUCUGGGUCUGGGUACUGACACUACUAUGCAGCUGAUGGAGGAGGAUCCGCUGAUGCCGCCGAAUGCCUCAGCACCCAGCAAACCAGAGCCUACAGCGACAGCACCACCACCAGCAACAGCAUCAACAGCAAAGGUCGAAUCUGACAGCUGCUGCGAGAUAUGCGGCUAUCGGCCCAAGGGCGAUCCUAGGUGGUUUGUGGGCAGCAUGGCCAAGCACAUGAAGACGAUACACAGCGAGAACCCACAGAUAUUCCGAUGUCCAUAUCCCGGCUGCACAAGCCAAUACAGUAAACGCGCGGAUAACCUACGACAGCACCAGAUUGAGAAGGGACAUUUUGUCGAUGGCGAGGGGAACCAGGGCCGGCGACCGCGCAAGAGGAAACGUCCGUCGGAGGGUGGCGGCGGCGGCGAUUGA